CACUUUUGUUCCUUCAUUCACCUCUGAACUGGAGAAACUGUAAAUCGCGGGUUCAAUUCCGGAAUAAUUUCUGUACCAUCAUCUUCUCGUGCUUGCAAUUCAAGAACCAACCUUCAAUAAACCCUCAACCCACAAUGUCCGACCCAAGGUUACGCCAGCUCACCAUCAAAACGGGCGUCGUGAAGCGUCUGUCCAAGGAGAAGACCGUGUACGAGAAGGAGGUGGACACCCAGCGGAACCGGAUCGACAAACUGAAGGCGGCCGGCUCGGAUGACCACGUCCUGCGCAAGCAGCAGGAAGUUCUGCAGGAGUGCAUGAUGAUGGUUCCGGAUUGCCAGCGGAGAUUGGCGAAGGCAUUCGAGGAACUCAGUGAAAUGAUCAAAUCUGAAGAAGAGCUGAAGGAGACCACCCAGUAUAUUGCAGCAGAGGCCGCCCUGGAGGACGCCAAAGUCAAUCUUCCCUAAAAAGCUACCGAGAUUUCACUUUAAUUUGACCCACUUGAUAAUUAUUCCGAUAAAAUUAUUUAUAAGUUCCUGAGGAGCCUCUACUAAUCAAA
Messenger RNA from Culex quinquefasciatus (southern house mosquito), 556 nucleotides. RefSeq names its product tubulin-specific chaperone A (gene Tbca). The transcript is spliced from 2 exons. The record is from RefSeq and is a predicted model, not a curated record. Lineage: Eukaryota; Metazoa; Arthropoda; Insecta; Diptera; Culicidae. Gene Ontology annotation, biological process: post-chaperonin tubulin folding pathway; tubulin complex assembly. Gene Ontology annotation, cellular component: cytosol; microtubule cytoskeleton. Gene Ontology annotation, molecular function: beta-tubulin binding. Bases 135 to 464 code for a protein of 109 amino acids.